Molecule: messenger RNA, 2004 nt
Organism: Saccharomycopsis crataegensis
Lineage: Eukaryota; Fungi; Ascomycota; Saccharomycetes; Ascoideales; Saccharomycopsidaceae
Product: alpha-mannosyltransferase
Exons: 1
Coding region: 1-2004 (667 amino acids)
Biological process (GO): mannan biosynthetic process
Cellular component (GO): Golgi apparatus
Molecular function (GO): alpha-1,2-mannosyltransferase activity
Source: RefSeq, a predicted model, not a curated record
AUGAUUCCUCGAAUAAUAUAUAGAAAAUAUUUCGUUGCGUCGGUGGUAUUGACGGUGAUAAUUCUUGCAAUUGUUCACGGAAAAGGCCAAUCCGGUAACCUCACCACAAGUUCUAACAAUAAUAAACAGAAUAGCAACCCAGAAGAACCGGAGAAUGUCGAUGCCCCUUCAAGUUAUGGCGAAAAUAUCCAGAAUUUGAUUGCAGGUGCCGAGACAAACAACAAGAUUUGGUCGGCAUUGACUGAUGGCGAAGAUUCCAUAGGCAGCAAGUUAUAUGAUUACUUGUUCACCGACUCGACCUCUGAAGAUGGAUAUAAAAAACAAAAUACCGAUGAAUUUGGAAGCGAAUUUCAUAAACCAACAAUAGAUGAUUCGCUAAGCUUUAAGAACUUCAUUUAUGACUUGUUUGAGAAAGUUUUUGAGUUGAAACCCGAUUGUCCAGACUUGAAGAACUUUUAUAGAAAAAAUAGUGAUGGGGAGAUCAUAAAAGUGCCGACUUCAGGAAUGGACGAUAUAGGGAACCCUAACAAACAAAUUUACUCCAUUGAAUAUUUGAAAUCGAUUAUUAAUAUUCCUGAAGAUGAUGUUUUGGAAUUAGCAACCAAGCACUCGAAAUUCGCCAAGUUUGUCAAAGCUUUAAAAUUGCCAUUUGAUUUCUACAAGCCAAAAUCAAGUGGGAUUGUUUACGUUGGCGGGGGAAAAUUUACCUGGUUUGCGUUAUUGUCAAUUCAGAAUGUCAGAAAAACCGGGUCAAAUUUGCCAAUUGAAUUGUUUAUCCCAACAGAAGACGAAUACGAAUACGUGGUAUGUGAGGAGAUUUUACCAAAGAUGAACGCCAAAUGUGUUUUGAUGUAUGAAUUCCUUAAAGACCCAGUAGAUGGCAGCCGACAAAUCUUUGGUAAUGCGGAAUUUAAAGGAUUCACUUACAAAUCAUUAGCGCUUCUACUUUCCAGCUUUGAAAACAUUUUGCUUUUGGAUGCUGAUAACGUUCCAUAUUAUAAUCCUGAUUUACUAUUCAUCAGCGAGCCAUAUACCUCUCAUAAGUUUAUUCUUUGGCCAGAUUAUUGGCAACGGUCAACUUCACCAUUCUUUUAUGAUAUUGCCGGUAUUGAUUUAUUCAAAUUGAAUGAGCAAGAAUACAGCUCCAAGGAUCAAAUUGAAUCCAGGAUUCCGUUGCACAAGUUGCAAGGCACCAUUCCAAAUCCUUCUACUGAAUCAGGUCAAUUGUUGAUUUCCAAGUCUGCACAUUGGGAUGUAUUAUUGUUGUCUCUUUACUAUAACAUUUAUGGUCCAAAGCAGUAUUACCACUUAUUUUCUCAAGGGGCUGCUGGACAAGGUGAUAAAGAAACUUUCCUUGCCGCUGCAACUGUUUUGAAAUCGAAUUUCUACCAAGUUACCAGUAAAGUCAGUGCUAUUGGAUACUUCAAGAAAACUGGUGGAAGUUACCGGGGUACUGCCCAAGGGCAAAAAUCUCCAAUGGAAGAUUAUCAAGUGUAUCAAGUCAAGCAGCAAUUGAAGAAAUACUACAAAGGAUUAAAAGAUGAAGAUAUCCUGGGAGAUCCUGCUGUAAAUAAGGUUAUCAGAAAGUUUGCAUACGAUGAGGAAUUGAGCGAUGAGGAAACUCUGUUGUUGCAUAUGUUCAACAACAUCAAACAACCCUCAGUUUUCUUCAUUCAUGAAUCUACUCCGAAGUUGGAUCCAAUAAAACUUAUCCACGACGCUGAAUUUAUCAAUGAUGAGAUUACUGAUCCUAUUACUGGAGAGCCUGCACGUAUCAGAUUCUAUGCCAACUAUAUCACCAACAAGGAAAAUUACAAGUUUGAAAAAUUACAAAUGGACUAUAUUUAUGAAUACUUGUGUGAAAGAAAACUAAUUAUCAGAUUCAUUGAGGAGCAAAUAACAGGGCUAUACUUGGAUAAGGGGAGAGAGUUCGACGUUGUUGAAUUUUGUGGGAAGUUGGAAGAACAAAUCAAGUGGUUGGAUGGCAUCGUAUUCGAAAAUUGA